GCGGUGGUGGUGGAAGCUGCGCAUCUCCCCACUGAUGUUCUCAAAGUACUGGUGGAUGCAAACCUUGGCAAAACUCUUGGCAUGCUCCUUACAGUAUUGCACAGGAAAAUGUCAUAGCAGAGCACAUGGGCAGGGUGUGCAGGAAAUAAGUCACGAAAGACAACUUACAGCUACAUCUAAAAUAGGAAGAGAUCACUGAGCCUGUCGCUGUGCAAGACAGUAUUGACGAUGCACGAUACUCUGCUGCGAGUGUUUGUGGUGGCUCUGGGUCUCCUAACGUAUCCAUGGGAUGACCCCGGGGUUGAGGAAUGGGAUGAUAUCACCACAGUGGGCAUGCAAAAGCAUGAAGAGAGGCUGCUGAGAGGAGGAGAAAAACUGGACCACGAAAUGGCACCUGUCAGUGAGGAAAUGACAUAUGCUGACAACAAAGGGCCUGGGGAUCAGAUUCCAAAGGAACAUCAGUCUAGUCAACAUGACACUGAAAAAGAUAAAAUGUCAGUCUUAGCAGAUGUGACUGUCGCUAAACAAGAUUCAGGGGAAGACAGUGCUGACUACCAAUUACCAGAAGGAGGACAUUUUAUAACAAAUUUGGAUCGGCAACAAAACUCUGAAAGUGAACCUGAGACCGCUCUGAAGACCUCACAAAUUGACCAUAAGCAAAAGGGAAAUUUACAGCUGGACAUGAAGAAUAAACAGGGAGAAGACUUCCAGACUGAUGGCUCUUUUAGAGACCCAAGCAGACCACAAGGUCAACAUGAAAAUCCUGAGGAGAAGGAAGUGUUCAGCUCCAAAGAACAAGAAUCACCUCUGUCACAUCUUCACACCAAGACAUCAGAAAAUGAAACUUCAAAGAAGGCCAUCGCUGACUGGGAGAAGGAUUACCUCUGGUACAUAUGGAACCUAUUCUCCAUCAUUUCCAUGAUUCGCUUCUUUAGGAAAUACCUAGGGAGAUAUUCCCAAAAGAAGCAAGAAGAAACCAGGGCCUUCCCAGUGACCUGCACCGCUGCUGAAGUGCCACUACCAGACAGCGAGACUCUGCAGCAAUUUCAUUCUAAAUGUAUUCACACCUCAUCUGGUAACAAGUGGGGGGAGGAUGAGUUUUUGGAGGGGUUUGCAAAUGAUCUAUUGGAUGCCAUGAGGAGUGUCUGUGAUAGAAAUGGCAGUAUGGUGAUUGGGGACUUUCAGAUGGUAGAUGUGUGUGAUAUCAUCGUCCCCUUUACCCCACCUGAGCCGUAUAGUUUUCAGUGUCUGCUCUGGAACAACCAGGCAAGUGACCUGCUGCUAGAUAUGCAAGUCUGUGGUCAAAUAAAACUGGUGGAAAAUAUGAAAGUGCCAAAUGGCUGCCACUGUCAGUCUCCUGAUGCAGAUGAUAUGGUUUGCCUGCUGCAUUGUGAGACUGAGAAAGUAAAGACAAAAAUUACUGAUGUUUGUGAUGGCCUUCUUUGCAUGAAGAACUCCCCAUUCCUGUCAAAAUCACAGGUUACCAGAUGGUUUCAGAGCACGAUCAAACAAGCAUGGGCACUGAUUUCACACAAGUAUGAGUUUGAGCUGAACAUUCGCUACAUUGAUGCGCCAGGUGCUCUGGUAGUGCGAUUCAGAUCAGGGAAGAAGCUUAGCUUCAGUAUGAAUCCUGUGGUUAAAUUCACUGAUUCUCAUUUCUUCAUUACGCCUUGCUCCCCCAAGAACUUGGAUACUUUCUGGCCACUCUCCCUGACCAAUUAUCAGGACAGUUUCCUAGAACACAUCUCUAAACGCCUACCUGAAAAUUCAUGCCACAGACAAACUCUUGAAAUUGCAUAUUUCCUUCACAGGAGACAGACAGCACUGUCAGGAAGUAGUGCUCUCAAUGAUUCUCAUUUCAAAACUGCACUAAUGCAUCUGCUUUUGAUGCGAGACCCAUCCCAGUGGAAACCCAACCAUGUUUCUUGUAGACUACGAGAUUUAAUGACCUUUAUUGAGAGAAGCCUCGAGAAAAAGCUGUUGCACCAUGUUCUUAUUGGGAACCCUCUGACUCGGAACAUUAUUGAACUUCCUGCUGAAUUUACUCAAGCAAGUUCAGUGAAUCUCUUCUAUCCCCUUGUGGUACACAACUGUAUCUACAGAAAUGCUGUAUUGCAUUUCCAGGAAAUGCUUAGAAAUGCACACAUGCUGAUACAUGAUUAUGUUGACAAGUGUUGCAACAGUGCUAAUUGUUCCAUGUAAAAAAAACCCAACAUGUACAAAUUUGAAUUUUUUAUCUCUUGUCAUGACAGUUCAAUAGAGCAAGUAAUUUAAAAUUCAGAAUUUCAGUAAUCAUGCUCCCAGUGGUCUAGGAAGUCUUUAUGCUCUGCCAUGUCAGGGUCCUCCAAAUUGAGUGAGUCAACAUCAAAGGAUUUCAUCUGAGGGUCAGCCUCUGCAUCGCCAUCCUUGCUGCUCAGAACCUUCCAAGGGUGACUGGAGA
This is a messenger RNA of Siniperca chuatsi (mandarin fish), 2440 nucleotides long. RefSeq names its product inositol 1,4,5-trisphosphate receptor-interacting protein. The record is from RefSeq and is a predicted model, not a curated record. Gene Ontology annotation, cellular component: membrane. Bases 229 to 2202 code for a protein of 657 amino acids. Lineage: Eukaryota; Metazoa; Chordata; Actinopteri; Centrarchiformes; Sinipercidae. The transcript is spliced from 3 exons.